Closterium sp. NIES-65 is the source of this 3219-nucleotide messenger RNA. Lineage: Eukaryota; Viridiplantae; Streptophyta; Zygnematophyceae; Desmidiales; Closteriaceae. The record is from the annotation of a GenBank genome assembly.
AUGUUUGCAUGGAGUCGCGAGUAUCAGUUGGAGGAGCAGCAGAGGGAGCAGCAGAGGGAGCAGCAGAGGGAGCAGCAGAGGGAGCAGCAGCAGUGGGAACAGCAGCAGAGGGAGCAGCAACAGUGGGAGGAGCAGCAGAAGGAGCAGCAGCAGCAGCAGCAGCAACAGGUGCAGUUGGGGUGGGACGAGCAGCAGCAACAGCAGCAGGAGCUACUGCAGCAGCAACAGCAGGAGCAGCACCAGCAAGAGCAGCAGCAGCAGGGGUAUGAGGGGCAGCAGCAGGGCUCAAACGGAUACGAAGAGGGGGAGCAGAGGGAUGGGGGCAGCACAGGGUGGGAGACCAGUGCCUCCAAUCCCAUUUACCCGAACGGCGUGGUUCUAGAAGAGGAGGUGUUCCCAAUCCCUGCUCCAGUUCCAGUGAUGCAGUCAGAAUUGGAAGGGCUGCAAUCCGCAGCGCAAGAGCAGGGAGCGGCUGAGCAAGCAAUGCAAGAGCAAGGAGCACAGGAGGAGUACGCAGCACGGGGGUUUUAUUCCGAGCCGAGAGCAGCAGAGCAGGAACAAGCAGAGGCGCUAGCACAGGAAGGGGGCGCAGUUUCAGGAGAGGAGGCGGCAGGAACAACUGGUCUCCAUGAGGAGGAAAGCAGGAGCCUGGCCAUCCAGCCCUCUGAGCGCAAGGAGGAUGUGGUGCUGCAUCAGCUGCAGCUCAAGGUUGGAGUUUACAGCGUGCCCCACCCUGCUCGAGCGUCAAGGGGUGGUGACGAUGCUUACUUGGUGGAGGGUAACUGGCUGGGCGUGGCAGAUGGCAUUGGCACGUGGACAGACCAAGGCAUCAACGCAGGCUUAUAUUCCCGUGAGAUGAUGUGGAACUGUGUCAACGUGAUUCGGUCGCGGCAGGAAGGAGCAGAUAGCGACGAGGACGAGGAAACCGACGAUGACUUUGCCGACCAUCUUGAAGGGAGAUCCGAUUCUGAGCUAGAUUCGGAUCACAACGACUCGGCAGGCGUCGGGCGGGGGGCGGCGGCGGGCGGCAGUGUGGACGGCAUGGGCGGCGGAGCGGGCGGCAGGAGGGGGAGGGGCGUGGGGGGUGCGGGAGGAGGGGUGGUGAGCGGAGUGGGGGCGGGAGGGGAUGAUUACGACUAUGGGUACUAUGAUGAUGAGGAGGAUUUAGACCCAAUGGAUCCCAAGGGGGUGAUUGAGGAGAGCCACAGCCGCACUGACCUGAGAGGAUCCUGCACCAUCACUCUCGCCGUGCUGGAUAAAGAUGUGAGUGGAAGCCUUGGACCCGAUGGGUCCCAAGGGGGUUGUAGGGAGAGCCACAGCCGCACUGAUCUACGCGGCUCGUCCACCAUCGCCCUUGCUGUGCUGGAUAAGGAUCGACUGCGAGUGGCAAGCAUAGGCAGCUGUGGGUUCGUGCUGCUGAGGAGGGGCGAGCUGGUGAUUCUCUCUCUUCCAUCUGUCUCCCCUCCACCCCACCCACCCUUUCCCUCUCUCACCCCGUUCCCUUUCCUGCAGCGCCUGCGAGUGGCAAGCAUAGGCAGCUGUGGGUUCGUGCUGCUGAGGAGGGGCGAGCUGGUGAUCCGCUCAGAGAGGAAUGCCACUGCUCUCCUGCCCUCACCUCCCACUUCCUCCCCUGUUUCCUCCAUUCCUUUUCCCACCACUUCGCUUUUUCCCCACCCUCAGCGCCUGCGAGUGGCGAGCAUAGGCAGCUGUGGGUUCGUGCUGCUGAGGAGGGGCGAGCUGGUGAUCCGCUCGGAGCGCAUGGAGCAUUCUUUUGGAAACCCUUUCCAAAUCGGGCAUGAGGCUGGGGACGGCCCUGACUGUGCUAAGGAUUACACCAUUCCCGUGCAAGCAGGGGACGCGAUUCUGCUAGCCACCAACGGGCUGUUUGACAAUAUCUUUCUCGACACCAUCGUGCGCGUGCUCUGCGCUGCUCUGGGAGAGGGGAAGAAACCCGAGUCUGUUGCUCGCAAGCUCGUGUCGAUGGCACAUAAAGCAGGGGAGAGUGCAGCAGAGCCCACGCCGUAUGCAAUAGCAGCCAAGGCAGCAGGGGUGCACCACGAGGGGGGGAGGCGGGACGAUGUGACUGUGAUAGUGGCGUAUGUGGUGGUUCGGGGACCGGCUCCCCCACAGGGAAUGCAUGUUCCUGUUCCGCAACCCCCUGCCGCCCAGAACGUAGCAGGGCAGCAGCUAGAAGUUAAACUUGCCGCCCAGCAGGGGGACAUCCAGCAGCUGCUGAUGGAGAAUCAACGGCUGGCGGCGACCCACGUGGCGCUCAGGCAGGAGCUGGCCUCUGCGCAGGGGGAGAUCCAACGGCUGAAAGGCGCCGUUGGGGAGAAGGACCAGGUGGUCAGGGGCCUGAUGGAUACCAAGGCGAAGCUCGAAGCGGACCUGAGAGGCGCAGACACACUGAGGCAGGAGCUGCAGGCGGCAAGGCAGGAGCUUCAGGGCACGAGGGGCGAGAUCCAGGCGCUGACGUCACGCAGGCAGGCAGAGGAAGCUGCGCGGAUGGCGCAGCAUCAGCAGCACCAGCAGCAGCAGCAGCAGCUGCAGCAGCAGUCGGCGCAGCUGCAGCAGCAGCAGGCGAAGAUUCAGCAGCAGGCGGCGCAGAUAGGGCAGAUGAACCAGGACCUGAACCGCAUGCAUGCAGACGUGCAGCUGCUGCCCAAACUUCGGCAGGAAAUAGACGGCCUUACACAAGAACUCGCACUCGCCAGGCAAGCGGUGGAGUACGAGAAGAAGGCCAACAUGGAUCUCGUGGAGCAGCGGGGCGCCAUGGAGAAGAAUCUCAUUGCUUCUGCUCGGGACGUGGAGCGUCUCAAGGCGCAAAUCGCCAACCUGCCACCCAUGAUGAGCCAAGGAAGCGGCUAUUCUGGGAUGCCCUACCAGGGGGUUAGCGGAGGGUACAUGGACUAUGGGUCGCAGCUGAACCAGCAGUUUUCAAGCUACAGCAGCCCAAUGACACCCCCCAAUCCCAAUGCUACAGCUGGAGCAGGAGGAGCAGCAGGAGGCGGGAUGGGAUUGCCUGGGGCAAUGGGCGGUGGGAUGGGCGGCGGGAUGGGCGGCGGAAUGGGCGGAGGCAUGGCCGGCGGCAUGACCACCUCGUACGGAAUACGCCCACCAGUGCCGGCCGCCCCGUACGGCUCGUCGGCCCCAAUGUCCCCUGGUUCGGGGAAGGGCGGAUCCGGGCAAAUGCGUAACCAGCCGCGUUCGGGGUAUUGA